GCCGAGGCUCGGCGCCGCGAGAAACGCCCUAAAGAGGCGGGAGAGAGGGAGGGAGAGCGCGGCUCCGGAGAGCGAGAGCGAGCUGAAGCUGCCUGCCGGCGGAGAGGAGGAGCGGGGCGAGGACGAGGAGAAGCGGGGCGAGGCGCAGGCGAAGCUGGGACCCGGGGCGCGCGCACUUCUCCGCAAAGUGCCAACUUCCCGGGAGAGAGUGCCCGGCGCGCACCUUCUGGGCUCCGGGGAAAAGUCAGCGGGAAUUUGAGAUCUUAGGGAAGAAAGUCGGGGUUCCCCCGUCCCCCUUCCCCUGUUACUAAUCCCCAUAAAAAAGACAAACAACAAGAAUAACAGCAAACUUGCUAUAAGCCUGUCUGCCCCCCACUCCUGGCACCAUGAAGGCGGCCGUCGAUCUCAAACCGACUCUCACCAUCAUCAAGACGGAAAAAGUCGAUCUGGAGCUUUUCCCCUCCCCGGGUUUGAACUCCGGCGCUGCCGAAUUACAACCGCUUUCAUUUGUUUUUCCUGCUCCCCUACCAUGUAAUGGUCAAGGGCUCAUUGGAACCAUGUGUGAGCCUGAUAUGGAAUGUGCUGAUGUCCCACUCUUGACUCCAAGCAGCAAAGAAAUGAUGUCUCAAGCAUUGAAAGCUACUUUCAGUGGUUUCUCUAAAGAACAGCAACGCCUGGGAAUUCCCAAAGACCCCCGGCAGUGGACAGAAACCCAUGUUCGGGACUGGGUGAUGUGGGCCGUGAAUGAGUUCAGCCUGAAAGGUGUGGACUUCCAGAAGUUCUGUAUGAAUGGAGCAGCUCUCUGUGCACUCGGGAAGGACUGCUUUCUCGAGCUGGCCCCAGACUUUGUUGGGGACAUCUUGUGGGAACAUCUCGAGAUCCUGCAGAAAGAGGAUGUGAAACCAUAUCAAGUGAAUGGAGUCAACCCUACCUAUCCAGAAUCCCGCUAUACCUCGGAUUACUUCAUUAGUUAUGGUAUCGAGCAUGCUCAGUGCGUUCCUCCCUCAGAGUUCUCAGAGCCUAGCUUCAUCACAGAGUCCUACCAGACACUCCAUCCCAUCAGCUCGGAGGAGCUCCUCUCCCUCAAGUAUGAGAAUGACUACCCUUCUGUCAUUCUCCGCGACCCUCUGCAGACAGACACCUUGCAGACUGACUACUUUGCCAUCAAACAAGAAGUCGUAACCCCGGACAACAUGUGCAUGGGGAGGACCAGUCGUGGUAAGCUCGGGGGCCAGGACUCUUUUGAGAGCGUGGAGAGCUACGAUAGCUGUGACCGCCUCACCCAGUCCUGGAGCAGCCAGUCAUCCUUCAACAGCCUGCAGCGCGUCCCCUCCUAUGACAGCUUCGACUCAGAGGACUAUCCAGCUGCCCUACCCAACCACAAGCCCAAGGGCACCUUCAAGGACUAUGUGCGUGACCGUGCUGACCUCAACAAGGACAAGCCUGUCAUUCCUGCUGCUGCCCUGGCUGGCUACACAGGCAGUGGACCAAUCCAGCUGUGGCAGUUUCUUCUGGAAUUACUCACUGAUAAAUCCUGUCAGUCUUUUAUCAGCUGGACAGGAGAUGGCUGGGAGUUCAAGCUUUCUGACCCAGAUGAGGUGGCCAGGAGAUGGGGAAAAAGGAAAAACAAGCCCAAGAUGAAUUAUGAGAAACUGAGCCGUGGCCUACGCUACUAUUAUGACAAAAACAUCAUCCACAAGACAGCGGGUAAACGCUACGUGUACCGCUUUGUGUGCGACCUACAAAGCCUUCUGGGAUACACGCCCGAGGAGCUCCACGCCAUGCUGGAUGUCAAACCCGAUGCCGACGAGUGAUGGACACCCAAGGGGUCGGGGAAAACUCUGCUGAGACAUUUUGAAGAACAACCAUGUUGGUCGGACUCUUAAUUUUUAAUCGUUAUUCUAUUUUUAAUUUUCCAGAAUUCAUUUUUUACAUUCAGGGGUGGGAGCUAAGUGAGCUGCAGCUUAAUCAAUUGUGAGCAGUUGGAAAAAGAGAGCCAGGGCUUGUGGGUGGGUGGGACGAGAAAUUCUUGAGCAAAUUUUCAGGAGAGGGAGAGAGAGAGAAAGAGAGAGAGAAGGGUUCUUCUAAGAAGCUUGAAGGAUCUGGCUUAAGGGAGGAGGAAACUAACACAUUAUUUUUUAAAAAUUGUCCAUGAAAAAAAAAAGGCAUGUCUUGAGUUAUGGACCUAUUAG
Mustela erminea (ermine) is the source of this 2192-nucleotide messenger RNA. It is a transcript of the gene ETS1, whose product is annotated as ETS proto-oncogene 1, transcription factor. Gene Ontology annotation, molecular function: DNA-binding transcription factor activity, RNA polymerase II-specific; sequence-specific DNA binding. Gene Ontology annotation, cellular component: nucleus. Gene Ontology annotation, biological process: regulation of transcription by RNA polymerase II; cell differentiation. Lineage: Eukaryota; Metazoa; Chordata; Mammalia; Carnivora; Mustelidae. The coding region runs from base 387 to 1814 and encodes 475 amino acids. The transcript is spliced from 9 exons. The record is from RefSeq and is a predicted model, not a curated record.